Molecule: messenger RNA, 2287 nt
Organism: Hemiscyllium ocellatum (epaulette shark)
Lineage: Eukaryota; Metazoa; Chordata; Chondrichthyes; Orectolobiformes; Hemiscylliidae
Gene: cbll1
Product: Cbl proto-oncogene-like 1, E3 ubiquitin protein ligase
Exons: 6
Coding region: 230-1570 (446 amino acids)
Biological process (GO): regulation of cell adhesion; protein ubiquitination
Molecular function (GO): ubiquitin protein ligase activity
Source: RefSeq, a predicted model, not a curated record
CGCGACUGUAAACGGUGCUGAAUGUGUUCGACCUCCGGCCGAGCGGGACCGGAGCGGCUCAGGAGAACCGACCGCGGCCUAGACCGAGCCGAGUCCCCGCGAUAAAGAUCUGCAAGGCACAGAUGGUUCUGGAUGUCUGAGUGGUGUUGAUGUUCGAAGACGUAUCCCCAUCAAGUUAAUCUCUAAACAGUCUAACCGAAAUAGGAUCUCAUCCCGCAUUCAGAGAAAUAUGAGCAGAAAUUCUACAAAGUCUCUAACUGCAGAUGAAGAAGGAUUUGACUAUAACGAUGAUGGGAGCUAUGAAUGCAAAUCUGGAGAGGUGUUUGGAAGCCAGCAUCGAUUUCCUCUGCAGUUUUUCUGGGAUUUUAAGAUAAAUUUGCUUGGAGAGAAAGAUGACACUCCCAUUCAUUUCUGUGAUAAAUGUGGAUUGCCAAUUAAGAUAUAUGGACGCAUGAUUCCAUGCAAACAUGUGUUUUGUUUCACCUGUGCGAGUUUGCAAGAGAAAAAGGGUGACAAGAUGUGUCCUGGGUGUAGUGACCCAGUUCAGCGCAUCGAGCAGUGUUUACGAGGCUCCCUAUUCAUGUGUAGUAUUGUCCAAGGCUGCAAGCGGACCUAUCUUUCUCAGAGAGAUUUGCAGGCACAUAUCAAUCAUCGACAUAUGAGAACUGGGAAGGCUGUCAUUAGAUCACAACCGGAGCCACUCCAUCCUGCAAUGGGACCUCCAGCAGAAAUAGCUGAGCGCUUUCUGAUGCCACAAGAUAAGCACCAUAUUUCGCAUCUUCCUCCUAAACAACAUGCCAUCUUGAUGCCGCCACCCCCUCUUCAGCAUGUGUCACAUGAUCACUAUAGCCAGACUCAUGAGGAUAUUCGUCCACCGCCCACUGAGAUGCCUCUUCCUCCACCACCGAGGUCAGUGAAUCAGGAAACCUUUCGAAUUUCAACUGUCACAACAAGAAAACACAGCAAUCUGAUCACUGUUCCUAUUCAAGAUGACUCUUCAAGUACAGGAAGUCGCGAGCCCCCAACAGCUGCACCUCAUCAUCAUCCUGAAUACCAGAACAAUCCAGUGGUAUCUCAUCCACAUCACAUGCUGCCUCCACAGCAACACUAUGCCCCUCCUCCUCCCCCUCCCCCACCAAUAAGCCAUCCCAUGCCUCACCCAGCACAGGCUGCUGCCAAUCCCCACAUGGUGUACAACCAGGCUCCGCCUCCACCUUUGUCAGCUGCUCCACCUCCAAUCAACCCACCACCAGGACACAUCUUGGCUCCAAUGCCACCAUAUCUGAACCAUCCACCCCAUGGACCACCCCCUCCUCAGCAUACUGGUCCUCCUGUCAACACCCCCCCACCCCCUCACCACUAUUCUGCCUCCACAAUACCACAAUAUACAGAAGACCAAGGAACACUUAGUCCUCCAUUUACUCAGCCUGGAGGGCACAGUCCAGGUAUUGGUGUUUGGCCUGCUCCCAGAGGUCCUCCUCCACCAAGGAUUCAAGUCCCACCUCCACAGGCUCCAUUGCCUGGACCACAUCACCCUGAUCAGACACGAUAUAGGCCGUAUUAUCAGUAAGUCAUUAGAUGGAUUGAAUGGAAGUACUUCAUUGUUCCAGGAUGUAACAUUGCUUCUGCAAAUGCAAAUUUCUUGACCUUUUUGAAGGGAACCUGCUUCUGGAGAGAUUUUGAUGCAAUAAAUUAUUCACAAAGUUGGAACUGUCUGUGUGUCAACAAACUUGCAAUUGAGUUUUCAUGUCCAAUAUGUACUAAUUGCAUUUUUUAAAUGAAAAUGAGAAUACUAGCAUCUAAUAUAAGUUGUGGAAUUUGCCGCAAAUGUGAAGAAGGUCUAAGUAAAUGAGGGAAUUGUAUGAAGAUUCUGCUGGAACUGACAGUUAACCUGGUUAACUGAUCUCAAGGUAGAGGAACAAGUGACCGUGAAUUUUUUUUAUUAACCAUUUAGAGAGCAUGUGUUACAAAAUGUAAUAUUUUAAAACGUAUCUUCCACAGCCUUUCUUUGGCUCAUUCAUGCUUCACACUGUAAUCGACAUCUACAAAAUGUUCUGUAAAUAGAUCAAAAAAUGUAAUAAAUUCAGUGUUGUAAAUUUAUUAACCUCAUUGUAAAACCUUAAAUGUUGACAGCAGUAAGGUUGUAAAAUUAAUGCCAUUUAAUAGGCGAGCAGGUUUUUUUUUUGAUUAUCAAUGUUUUAAAUGUACAAUCUACCUGCAUUAGAAUAUUAAAGUGAUUGCUGACUUUUCAGGGGUUUGCAGUCUCUGGACCGUGUAACAUUGUGGC